AACGAGGUGGAGGCGUCACUAGCUGAAUUCGAGGCCGCAUUGGAGCUCGACCCUUCCCAGAUCCCCUAUCUAUGGCAGAGAGGACUUUCACUCUUCUACCUCAACAGAUUUGCAGAAGCUUCACAGCAAUUUCGCGCGUGCAUUGCAGCAAACUCAAGAGACGCAGAAGAGUCCAUCUGGUGCUUUGUCUCUGAGGCCAGGGCCAAUGGAGUGGAAUCAGCCCGAGAAAGCAUGCCAGAGGUCCCUCGAGACCCAGGGAAGGUGCUGCGCGCAGCGUAUGACAUGUUCAAAACGGGUGCCGACCCCUUGCUGGUGUUGGCAGCAGCAGGGGAUGACGAGGGGGGGUCAUCAGCCUUCUAUGCCCGGUUAUACGUCGGCCUCUUCUUUGAAAUCAUGGGGGAUGAGGCCACGAGUAGGAAGUACAUCCAAUCAGCAGCUGCCACGGAAUACGCCUGCAGAUCGUCAGACUACAUGGCAGCAGUGGCACGGGUGCAUUGCUUGAGACGGCAAUGGCCACUCCCACCCUCCAACUUUGACAAUUAA
Molecule: messenger RNA, 543 nt
Organism: Closterium sp. Yama58-4
Lineage: Eukaryota; Viridiplantae; Streptophyta; Zygnematophyceae; Desmidiales; Closteriaceae
Source: the annotation of a GenBank genome assembly